Mus caroli (Ryukyu mouse) is the source of this 732-nucleotide messenger RNA. It is a transcript of the gene Rbm8a, whose product is annotated as RNA binding motif protein 8A. Gene Ontology annotation, molecular function: mRNA binding. NCBI's taxonomy places the organism in Eukaryota, Metazoa, Chordata, Mammalia, Rodentia, Muridae. The record is from RefSeq and is a predicted model, not a curated record. Gene Ontology annotation, cellular component: nucleus; cytoplasm. Gene Ontology annotation, biological process: RNA processing.
GCUUAGCUCCUAGAGACUCAGAAAGCGCCGAGAGAAGCAAGAUGGCGGACGUGCUGGAUCUUCACGAGGCGGGGGGCGAAGAUUUCGCCAUGGAUGAGGAUGGGGACGAAAGCAUCCACAAACUAAAAGAAAAAGCGAAGAAACGGAAGGGCCGCGGCUUUGGCUCCGAAGAGGGGUCCCGAGCGCGGAUGCGGGAGGAUUACGACAGUGUGGAGCAGGACGGCGAUGAACCUGGACCACAGCGCUCUGUUGAAGGUUGGAUUCUCUUUGUCACUGGAGUCCACGAAGAAGCCACUGAAGAAGAUAUCCAUGACAAAUUCGCUGAAUAUGGGGAAAUAAAAAAUAUCCACCUUAAUUUGGACAGGCGCACGGGAUACUUGAAGGGGUAUACUCUAGUUGAAUAUGAAACAUACAAAGAGGCUCAGGCUGCCAUGGAAGGACUAAAUGGUCAAGAUUUGAUGGGACAGCCAAUCAGUGUUGACUGGUGUUUUGUUCGUGGACCGCCAAAGGGCAAGAGGAGAGGAGGCCGAAGACGAAGCAGGAGUCCGGACCGGAGACGCCGUUGAUAAAUCCUCUGUUGACUGGGUGGUCUCUCUACAAGUCCAUUUGGUUAUGCUGCCUUGGAUAAACAGGGCUAGGAUGGACCUUGUGUUUAUAUUUAAUUUCUUACCCUAUCUACUUAGCAUUGCUUUUGAGUUUUAGAAAAAAAUAAAUGUUCCAUUUUGUUUUCUA